GCCAUUUUGUGAGUGUGUGCUCGAUCGGGAUAUUUGUAUUGAGAGAGACUGCUGGAGCAAAAUCGAAUGAUUUAGUUUAUUGAUAGGUUCCCCGGUUAUUGUAUUACAUGUGCUAAGUGCGAAGUAUAUUUAUUGAACGUUGUCUAGGCCCAUACGAUGGAGGAGAAAGCAUCACUAAAAGAGCUCGACCAGUGGAUAGAACAAUUAAAUGAGUGCAAACAACUGACAGAAUUCCAAGUGAAAACCCUCUGCGACAAGGCAAAAGAAAUUUUAGCCAAGGAGUCAAAUGUACAGGAAGUAAGAUGUCCAGUAACAGUUUGUGGCGAUGUUCAUGGACAGUUCCAUGAUUUGAUGGAACUAUUCCGAAUAGGGGGAAAGUCACCAGACACAAAUUACCUGUUUAUGGGUGACUAUGUUGAUCGUGGUUAUUAUUCUGUUGAGACUGUUACUCUCUUGGUAGCGCUUAAGGUGAGGUACCGUGAAAGAAUAACUAUUCUACGUGGUAAUCAUGAAUCAAGACAGAUUACGCAAGUGUAUGGGUUUUAUGAUGAAUGUCUGCGUAAAUACGGAAAUGCCAACGUUUGGAAGUUCUUUACGGACUUAUUCGACUUUUUGCCCCUGACGGCACUGGUCGACGGCCAGAUAUUCUGCCUUCAUGGUGGUCUUUCACCCUCGAUUGAUACCCUGGAUCACAUUCGUGCCCUAGACCGCCUUCAGGAGGUUCCUCAUGAGGGACCUAUGUGUGAUCUUUUAUGGUCUGACCCUGAUGAUAGAGGAGGGUGGGGAAUUUCUCCUCGUGGUGCGGGCUAUACCUUUGGCCAAGAUAUUUCUGAAACAUUUAAUCACUCCAAUGGCUUGACGCUUGUAUCUCGAGCCCAUCAAUUAGUUAUGGAGGGUUAUAAUUGGUGUCAUGAUCGCAAUGUAGUAACUAUAUUCUCAGCACCCAAUUAUUGCUAUCGCUGUGGGAAUCAAGCUGCGAUUAUGGAACUGGAUGAUGCAUUGAAAUAUUCAUUCCUUCAGUUUGACCCAGCACCAAGGCGUGGAGAACCACACGUCACUAGACGGACGCCAGAUUACUUCCUGUAAGCUCUUGGAAGUAGUGGUUAAGGUAGGGGAACGGAACGAUGCUGGCUUUAUAGCGAUGCCACAUAACAUAACCUGUAAUAGAACAUCGGUACGAGUGUAAGGCCCCAAGCUGUUCUUACACGCCUUAUAUAGUAUCAAGUAUUAUACCAUGGCUCACUUUACGAUGUCUCGCUGGGAGACGAAGCGCGCUCGCAUACAAACCAUACAUUCUGACACGACCACACUUGUACACACAAUUGAAGUAAUGUACUUAUGUACCGAUUAAAUUCAUCAAAAGCAUUCAGUUUUACAUCUUUUGGUAAGUCAGUUAUAUUUUUACCACGAAACGUAUAGGAACAGGUUUGAAUGUGAUCGUUACUGUAAACAAAAUGUUCUGAAGGGCGAACGCUAACUUAUUGUAAGUUGUCUGUCAAACCAAGAAUUAAAUCAUCAAACGAUCUUGAGGAAAAAGUUACGUUUUCCAAUGUGUCGGGAUUCACGUAUAAAAGUUAUAAUUUGUAAUCGGAGGUGUGUCACAUUACGGCUGUUUGAAUAGAACAUGAAAUGUUCCACUUAGAGGUCGUACGAGAAGGGUUGAUGCAAUAGUGAGUUGGCCAACAUGCGGAAACUCAAAGCAUUUAAGAACAGAAAUAUUAUUUCCUCAUGCUCAUCCGUGUCUAGAGUGAAAAUAAGAUUUCUGAGAAGGCACACUUGCAAGCAACUCUGACUCUACGUAGUAAUUUAUAACAACGAUGGGUCCAUGAUAAAAUUUCUGAUUAAUUUCAUUCGUGCAUAUAAGAUUAUACCGUAAGAUACUUACAAAGUAUUUGCAAAUCUUUAUAUUACUUUCUGUGUUCCAGCUUGUUCAAUAACUUGAUUUAAUAUAUCAGUUCUCGUACAAAAGAGUGGAACUUUUCCUUUCCGUUUCCUGUUUCCUAUUGUUCUGUUCUUCGAUCGAAGAAUUAAGUACAUAGCCUAUCGUCAGUAGAAGUCUAUCGAUGUCCACAUCAUGCAACCAAUGUAUAUACCUUCAAAGAAUGUGUACUCGAAAGCCUACUUUUAUAUGCACGAAUAUCAGAUUCUAGUAAUAAUCAGCCAUUUUUUUAAAGGAGAUUACACUCUUGCAUCAAACCUUGAGAAUUAAUGCGAAACACGCAAAUGAUAUAUAAACUCACCGUUAUGGAAAUUGAAAAUGAUUUACGCGUGACGACAUCGAUGAUCUUUUUACUAAUUAAUAUAAUAAAAUGAUGCUUCUGGUAAAUAAAAGUAUGUAAUGCAAGCCAAAUGAACCUACGUGUUGUGUCAAAUCAUUCGUACUCGUUGGUUCGACUAUCUUGUGUACAUGAACAUCCGAAAAUAUAGAGAUGUAUUCGUAGAAAUAAGCAUGAAAUUGAAUAUAUGCAUAAUGAGUAACUAAAGUAGUGCUCCUAGAAUGGUGGCUUUCAUAUAAUUAUUAUACAAAGUUGAGGCGAACGUGAAAUCAGUAGAUGCACUUUCUAGUAAUUUGUUAAGACUGUAAAUCUAAAGCGUAGCACGGAAAUCGAAUGUCCCAAGUAUCGCAUCUCCAUUCUGCACGAUGCAGGCUGAGCAUUUUCUUACUUUAUAUUACUCUACAAACGUACUUGCUGAAUUAUACUAAUAUAAGAAUAAAAUUUCCUAGACAGGAGGAAAAAAAACAACUCGUAGUAUUAUUAUACGGUUGGAUGAGUUAAUAGCCGUACCUCUUAUACAUACAUUAAUUGAAUAAUAGAUUCUAGAAAUUGUAUAGAUCAUUUUGUAUUUGCACCAUUUAUUGUCUGUUUCGACAUAUUCAUGCCAUAAACAAUCUUCGAAAAAUCAGCCAAACCUGUAAACAGAUACUUUUGUUGUACAUCUUCGUGACGCGUAUUUCAAAAUAUGUUUAUGAUUUUUACAUUCAUUAAAGACGUGUAUCCAAAAAUAUUUAAUUAAUGUGUCGAA
Molecule: messenger RNA, 3024 nt
Organism: Orussus abietinus
Lineage: Eukaryota; Metazoa; Arthropoda; Insecta; Hymenoptera; Orussidae
Gene: mts
Product: serine/threonine-protein phosphatase 2A catalytic subunit alpha isoform
Exons: 6
Coding region: 157-1086 (309 amino acids)
Biological process (GO): peptidyl-serine dephosphorylation; mitotic cell cycle
Cellular component (GO): cytosol
Molecular function (GO): protein serine/threonine phosphatase activity
Source: RefSeq, a predicted model, not a curated record